AUGGACUCUGCCCGGCAGUCGCGUCUCAAAUCGAAUCCAGUAGAGCAGAAGCAAGGGGAACCUGAGGCCACGAACGAACAACACGUAUUCCCCUCCAUCUCUGAGGACCUAAAGCCUUUGGAGCGCCUGCAACAGCUCGUUAACAACCGACCUACCACUGAAUCCGGGGAUCUUCCUCGGCACUUGGUCGUUUGCGUCUCCCCACAUGGUUCACGACGACCGAUACCUGAAGAGGACAGCGGGUUUGACAUCAUCCCAGCCAACAUAGACUGCACGUUCACAGAAGGAUCCUUCACCUUUCAACCGGAUGGCUCCAAUGUCCUCGUUGGGUUGCAGGAGUGGGAAGACAUCUCUCCCGUGGAAAUCGUCGGUGGAACGUUCACGUUCAAGGGACUAACGUCGCCCCGCCAGCAUCACACCCUUUCCCGAGCGCUUCGACUCGCAGUGUACAUCCAAACGUCUCUCAUUCUCGAACAGAGCUUGCUCAAGGACCUGAACGUUCCUCUCACGUACCCCAAAGCUAGGGCCAGGGUGGCGUCGACGUCAACACCCAUGAGACAGAUGUCUUUGGGCCCGGAACAUGACCCCACUACCAGAGCACGCGGCUCCCUCCUGCCUGGCGGAUUUCUGGGCCUGUUCUCCCGCAAGUCCAUCAGUCGGCUGGCUCGAUCCAACACCGUUGCUCGCAGCGACUCCACGGACCCCGAAAGCCAGGGCACAUCCCCCACUAGGGAACACUUCAUUCGAUCCUCCUUUGACCCAGGGUCCGUGUUUCGUCGAUUAUCCCUACUCGGCGAUAGAGGUGCAUCGGCUCGGAGAGCUCUGGAGACGGUGGCAGAGAAUGACCCUCCUUUUGCGUCAGCUGUCAAACGCAUCCAAGCCAGUCGGAGCUGCCUCUCCACAUCGUCAGGGGUCGUGUUUGACCCUCCGAUGCUCCUCGUCUAUUUAUCCGAAAAGGAGAAGUUGCAUCCCAAGCGUCGUCUGAAGGGAGAUGAGAAGAACAUCACACCCACCAUCUGUCCGCAUACCUCGGUUCCUUCAAGGACACUCUCAGACCUCAGGUUUAACAUCAUCCGGAACUUUGCAACCUCCCAAGGCUCUAUAUCAUUUUCGCUCUCCUCAGUUGAAGAUAUCUUCGAAUUGAGGGUCCCCCGAAUACAAAUCUCGAAGCUGGCAGAGAGGAUAUCAAGAACCCCUACCGAAUCGAGCGUGACGUCCUUGGAAUUACCGUCCACGGAAGACGAGAAGAAGGCCCUUCGUAAAGAGAUUCGGCGGUGGUGGGAAGGCGUCUCUGAUCACAUUGACUCUUUGGAGGAGAUAUUAUCCGACCCUGACACUCGGCAGAAUCCUCGACACAAGUCCCUACCGCGUUUACCCUCCGCUGACGACGCAUAUGACGUCUUUGAGGGCGACCCAUCGUCAGUACCCCUGCCACCCGCCACAGCGGUCACUCCAGCGCCAGUGGUACCAAGUCCACAAGGCGAUUACUUUGGCAGCCAUAUUUCGGAAGCCAAAACGGAUGCGACGGGAGAGUCUGUGAGCUCAGGAGGAUCAGAGAGCACCGUGACGACGCCCGCUGUGGGUCCCUCCAUUCCGCCCAAAGACGAUUCGGCGCAGAGGCUUGCGGCUUUACGGCAAUACUUACAGCGUCUGGAGCAGUCCCUCUAUAUCCAGCUUGCCAAUACUCCCUUGUCAUCUUUGAAUGAUGUCCGACGGUCAUUCCUCUCCGCUGCGAAGGGGACCCAGAAACGGCUUGCGGCAUGGCAGAAGAAGCAUUUGGGGUCCAAGGUUUCGAUGGUUCGUCAGCUAGAAGGGAAUGAACCUGAGUGGUGGAAGAAGGGGUGUCACGCUGUUCCUGGAGCUAAUAUCAUCGUUCGUGAAGAUGAUUGGGGGAGCAUAAUCGCCUUUACGUUGAGCACGGCGGACUAUCACAACGAGCUUACCAACCUUAGUUUUAAUCGACCACCCCUGAGAACCUCAGCGUCGGAAUCAUCUAUCCCGAGCAGCACCGGCGCCCCCUCCUCGUUCUUUUCAGUCGCUUCAGGCUACAAGUUCUUCUCGCCUACCAUCCAACCAGAUCCUGACCAGGACGAUGAUGCCGCAUGGAACGAGCAGGAGUCCUAUUCCGCCAUCAUCACGCGCAAAGAGCACAUUCGCGAUCCUACCUCAAUCUUAUCAAUUCGCGACGUAUUGCGCAAGGCGAACCCUCCCGCUGAUUCUGUGUCGGUAAAGAGCGCAACUGCCACCCCCAGUUCUUCCCAGUCUACACCGACCACGCGGGCGAAGCCUGAUGUUGGAUUGAACAUGCAGGCUGUUGGUGGGCAGGUGUUGGCUGGGAAUGAGUCGGUAGAGAAGCUCCUGCAGGAACUGGAACAUCUACCGACUUCGCGACCGCCAUCUCGUCCUCCAUCUGUCCUCGAGUCCGACACUCCCUCUCCGAGCCUGACGCCCGUACCAAAAGAAGACCGAGGUUCGACUUCAUCUGAUUCUACUGGGCAAGAGUCGGAUACCACGAUCGGGGCCAAUGGUAACGCGCAACCUUCGACCUCGACUGACGCGCCGGCUGUACCCCAGAAGGAGCCACCCAAGCCCCCUCCGAAAGACGAACCGCCUGCUCCACCGCCCAAGACACCGCCGACGGCUGCAUCGUCCUUCUUCGCCAGUACGUUUGCGUCGACCUUUGGUUCAGCGGUUCGAUAUGUGAUGAGUUCGGCUGAACCGUCGCGGCCGACAUCCCCCAUUCCUCCCGGGAAGCACCAUACACUUCUGAAUGCGGACUUUGAGACCAUCGACGAUCGACCUCAUAUCAAGUAUGAUUGGACGAUCGGCAAGAGGCUCAAGUUUAGCUGUACGGUGUAUUACGCGAAGCAGUUUGAUCUUUUGAGGAAGAGGUGUGGGAUUGAUGAUAUCUAUGUGAAGAGUCUCUCGAGGAGUGCGAAUUGGGCUGCUGAUGGGGGGAAGAGCAAGUCUAAUUUUUGGAAGACGAGUGAUGAUAGGUUUAUUAUCAAGACGCUUGUGAAUGCGUGGAAUGUGGCGGAUUUGCAGUUCUUGAUUGAGUUGGCACCGGCGUAUUUCCGAUAUAUGGAUUCCACGGCUAACAAGGCGACCGCUCUGGCGAAAAUGUUGGGAUUCUAUACCAUCGAGAUUCGGAACCUUGAGACGGGCGCUGUACAGUCUAAAGUUGACUUGCUUGUCAUGGAGAACCUGUUCUACGACCAGCAGAUUACCAAGACUUUCGAUCUGAAGGGUAUACAAGGCCGGAAGGUGAAGACUACAAACAAGGCAGGGGGGACGACGAAGACCUUGUUUGAUGGGGAGUGGAUUGAAGAUCAACAGCGCACGUUGAUGCUCGUCCGGCCCCACUCGAAGCGAGUCCUUCGAGAGGCAAUCCGGAGUGAUGCCGAGUUCCUUGCAAAGUGCAACAUCAUGGACUAUUCGCUCCUUUUGGGCAUCGAUGAAGGCAAGAAGCAGAUUUCUUGUGGGUUGGUGGAUACUAUAGGAAGCUACACCUUUGCGAAGACUUUAGAGUACAAGGCGAAGCAUCUACAGUCUGGCAAAGACGUCACUGUGAUCCCGCCGGCCGAUUACCAGGAACGAUUUGUCCAUGCUUUGGAGGGAUAUUUUGUUGCUUGUCCAGAUAAAUGGUCUAAACCUAUGGACGAGUCGAAGAUCAUCAGCGACCCUGACCUCCUUCCCAGUGCCCUGUAACGGCAAGAACGAGGGUUAUUAUGGAUUCGCGUACUCCUUUUGUCCUUUUUACCACCUCAUGACGUUUUUAAACACGCAUUCAUGGACUUUCAGCUCUAAACAUUUGUAAAUUAUCCUGCAUGUUUCCUGUGUAUUCCAUGCUCUGUAUGUCGCUGUGCUCAGGUCUUUUGUUUGGUACU
Molecule: messenger RNA, 3887 nt
Organism: Coprinopsis cinerea okayama7#130
Lineage: Eukaryota; Fungi; Basidiomycota; Agaricomycetes; Agaricales; Psathyrellaceae
Exons: 10
Coding region: 1-3708 (1235 amino acids)
Biological process (GO): phosphatidylinositol phosphate biosynthetic process
Cellular component (GO): fungal-type vacuole membrane; endosome membrane
Molecular function (GO): 1-phosphatidylinositol-3-phosphate 5-kinase activity
Source: RefSeq, a predicted model, not a curated record